AUGGCGUGGAGAUGCUCUGGAAAGAGCAAUUUGGAACUCAUCACAAACAUGCGAGACAACGAAUUGAUCAAACAAGAACGUGUCUUCAAUGCUAUGACAAAGAUUGAUCGAGCCAAAUACUGUCCCGCGUUUCCCUACGAAGACUCACCACAAGUGAUUGGCUACGGUGCAACCAUAAGCGCUCCUCACAUGCACGCCCACGCACUCGAACUAUUACUCGACAAGCUCACUCCAGGGUCCAAAGUCUUGGACGUCGGCUCUGGCUCUGGAUACCUCACAUCAUGCUUUGCAGAGCUGGUCGGUCCAUCUGGCAAAGUAGUUGGAAUCGAUCACAUUGAUGAAUUGGUGGAAAUGUCACAAAGGAACAUAAUGAGUGAUCAUCCAGAGUAUUUGGAAGAUGGAAGGAUUGUGUUGGUUGCUGGUGAUGGACGUCAAGGAUAUGUGAAUGAGUCUCCUUAUGAUGCAAUGCACGUGGGGGCUGCAGCUGAUGGUGUGCCUCAAGCACUCUUUGACCAAUUGAAAGUGGGAGGCAGAUUGAUUGUACCUGUUGGAGCGAUGAAUGGGCACCAAGUCUUGACUCAAUUCGACAAGAAGGAAGAUGGGAAGAUUGAAGAGCACGAGCUCAUGAAUGUGAUCUACGUGCCGUUGACAACAGCAAAGUUUCAACGAUUACGUUCUCGAUAA
Molecule: messenger RNA, 684 nt
Organism: Synchytrium microbalum
Lineage: Eukaryota; Fungi; Chytridiomycota; Chytridiomycetes; Synchytriales; Synchytriaceae
Exons: 3
Coding region: 1-684 (227 amino acids)
Biological process (GO): protein modification process
Cellular component (GO): cytoplasm
Molecular function (GO): protein-L-isoaspartate (D-aspartate) O-methyltransferase activity
Source: RefSeq, a predicted model, not a curated record